AUGCAUCCGUCGCGACUGCCACUGGGCGUCAACAGGCACGCGUUCCACACUUACGGUGUGUCGACGGUCCGCGUGCUGGACGACAACGACUCGGAGCCGCAGUUCGUGGAGCCGCUGGACGGCGUCAUCAGCGUGCGCGAGGAGCAGCAGGCUGGCUCCGAGGUGGUCCAGGUGCACGCCACCGACGCUGACCUGGGCCAGAACGCCUCCAUCGCCUACAGUCUGGCGCCGGGUGUGGACGCGGGUGUGGACGGUGCGUUCAGCAUUGACUCGGUCACAGGCGUCAUCUCCACCACCCGGGUGCUGGACCACGAGGCGAAGGCGGUGUACCGGCUGGAGGUAGUGGCACGGGACGGCGGCGCUCCGGCUCGGCAGGCCAGCCAGCCCCUCACCAUCAACGUGCUGGACCUGAACGACAACUCACCCACCUUCACCACCUCUAGCCUGUCGUUCACCGUGCGGGAGAACUCGCCGAUUGGCUUCCAGGUCGGCAUGGUGGAGGCCAUUGACCGGGACGCCGGCGAGAACGGCCGCGUCACCUACACCAUCCUCAGCGGCAACCUCAACGACACAUUCGACAUCAACCGGGCGACGGGCGCGCUCAUCACCACGCGAGAGGUGGACUACGAGAUGGCCUCCGAGUACCAGCUGCAAAUUUCGGCCGUCGAUGCCAGCGCCACAAACCCGCAGAACAGUGAGGUAGCCGUCACCGUGCUGGUGCAGGACGUAAACGACAACGCUCCCUCCUUCGCCGAGGACCUGAUCCUGUUCUCUGUGGCCGAGGAUCUGGCGCCCGGCUCAGCUGUUUGGAACUUCACGGCCACGGACAGCGACAGCGGCCCCGACGGCAUUGUCAGGUACAGCCUGGGCCAGCAGUCGCCAGAGCCGGCGUUCGCCAUCGACCAGUACACGGGCACGCUCACGCUGCGGGACGCCAUCGACUACGAGCAGCACGCCGAGUACACCAUCAUCGUCACGGCCACGGACCAGGGCGAGGACGAGCAGUCGCGCCUCAGCACCUCGGUCACCUCGCAGAUCAUCGUCGAGGACGUCAACGACCACGCGCCCGUGUUCGUGCGCGCCGGCGGCGCCGGCCUGACCGUGCAGCGCGACGAGCCGGUCGGCCAUCCGCUGCUGCACGUGAUCGCUGUCGACGAGGACUCGCGCGACAACGGCCGCGUCACGUACCGCAUCGUGGACGGCGACCCGGACCAGGUGUUCCUCCUGCAUGAGGAGACCGGUCUGCUAUCUGUGGGCAAGCCCCUGGACGGCCAGUCGCAGACGGAGUUCGCGCUGAAUGUGACGGCCUCAGACCACGGCCAGCCAAUGCAGCAGACUUCGACUGUCGUUGGCGUCACUGUGCAGCCUGUGCUCGACAGCCGGCCCCUGUUCGGCCGCGCGCUGUACCGGGCCAACGUCAGCGAGAAGUCGCCCAUCGGCUCGUUCGUGGUGCGCGUCUCGGCCGACGAUCUGGACGAGGGUGGCGACGGCGGGCUGACGUACCACAUUCCGGACGGGCUGGCCGGCGACAUGUUCCGCGUGGACGCGCGCACGGGCGAGGUGAGCACGGCGGCGCGGCUGGACCGCGAGACGCACGCCACCCACGUGCUGACCGUGUACGCCCGCCUCGACUCGACUCCGCCUAGACUCGACGCCGCCACCGUCGUCGUCGGCGUGCUCGACGAGAACGACCACUCACCAGAGUUCAAGGGCUCCUGCUACCCGCUGCGCGUGCCAGAGAACAGCGAGCAGGCUGUGGUGCACGCUGUGGUGGCCGUGGACGCUGACAGCGGCAGGAACGGCGAGAUCAUCUACAGCAUCACCGACGGCAACGUGGGCAACAAGUUCUCGCUGGACACGGCGUCUGGCGCGCUCUCGGUGAGACCGCUGGACCGGGAGGUGCGCGACGCCUACCGGCUGGAGGUGACUGCGCAGGACCGCGGCUCACCGGCCCGGCGCGCCACGUGCGACCUGCACGUGCGCGUCCAGGACCAGAACGACAACGACCCCGUGUUCCAGCGGCGGCAGUACCAGGCCCAGGUGGCCGAAGACGCUGCCCUGGGCACUGACGUCAUCACGGUCAAGGCCACGGAUGACGACAGCGGGCCGAACGGCCGCAUCACCUACAGCAUCAAUAACGAGACCCAGUGGCGCUUCCGCAUCGACAACGACAGCGGCAAGAUCACCACGGCUGGCACCUUCAACCGGGAGCGCCAGUCCACCUACACGUUCGAAGUGCAGGCGAUGGACGGCGGCCAGUACAACGCGCGCGCCACGCGCGCCACGGUCACCGUGACGAUCGAGGACGCCAACGACCACCGGCCGGUGCUGGCGCGCUACCCGUUCACGGCGCGCGUGCCGGCCCACACGCGCCAGGGCGCCGAGCUGUUGACCGUGACGGCCGUCGACGAGGAUGAUGGCGCCAACGGCCGGAUCAGCUACAGCUUCACAAACCAGCCGGCCAACGGCCCAUUCCGAAUCCACCCGGACACGGGCGUAGUGAAGGCCAUUGGGUCCCUCAGCAAGGAGUCGGGCCGGCUGUUCCACUUGGAGGUGAUCGCCCGAGACGGCGGCAGUCCGCCGCAGACGGCCUCCGGGCUGGUGGAGAUCUACGUCGGCGAGCAACGCGAGCUCACCACGCUGCGCUUCCAGAACGACACGUACCGCGGCUCCGUGGCCGAGAACGCCCCGGCCGGCACGGACGUCGUCCAGGUGACGGCCGUGCGCAGCGACGGUCGCCGCCAGCGCAUCACCUACAGCUUCGGCUCCGGCAACGAGGACGACACGUUCGAGAUUAACGCCAACAACGGGCUGAUCCGCGUGCGCGACCCGCAGCGGCUGGACUUCGAGCUGACGCGACAGCUGCGGCUGGUGGUCGUCUCGCAGGCCGAGGGCGCCACGCCACUCUAUGGGUACGCCUCAGUGCUGGUGGAGCUGACGGACCAGAACGACAGCGCCCCCCGCUUCACGCAGGACGAGUACAUCAGCGCUGUUUGGGAGGGCAACAACAAGGGCACGUUCGUGGUGCAGAUCCGCUCCUCGUACGAGCUGACGAUCGUCGCCACGGACCAGGGCCGACCGGCGAUGGUCGGCUCGUGCGCGCUGCGCAUCAGUGUGAUCGACGUGAACGACAACCGGCCGACGUUCCCGCCGCACUCGGUCACGAACGUGAGCGAGGGCGCGCAGGUGGGCGCCGUGGUGACGGCCGUCACGGCCAACGACGUCGACACGCAUCCGGCGCUGAC
Molecule: messenger RNA, 3245 nt
Organism: Pollicipes pollicipes
Lineage: Eukaryota; Metazoa; Arthropoda; Thecostraca; Pollicipedomorpha; Pollicipedidae
Product: protein dachsous
Exons: 18
Biological process (GO): multicellular organism development; cell migration; homophilic cell-cell adhesion
Cellular component (GO): catenin complex; plasma membrane
Molecular function (GO): calcium ion binding; cadherin binding; beta-catenin binding
Source: RefSeq, a predicted model, not a curated record